Molecule: messenger RNA, 1251 nt
Organism: Symbiodinium sp. CCMP2456
Lineage: Eukaryota; Dinophyceae; Suessiales; Symbiodiniaceae
Source: the annotation of a GenBank genome assembly
AUGGGACGUGGGCAUAAGCGAACUGACGGAAGGCCAUGGCAUCAGUCGAGCCACCAAGGACAGCCGGACAGCAGAAGCGGCGGUGGACAUGCGGCAGAGGGCGGAUCUUCGCGAUCCUGGUCCUUUUGGUCUGGAGCCUGGAAGUCCUCGCCCCGUCAAGGCCAGAAGCCGGAGAAGCCUGCCUUUCCGGCCUACGAUGUAGGCUGGAAGAAUGCCGCAGAACUGAUGGAGGUGAGCUCCUCUUCAGGCCGUGGAGGAGCAAACCCUGCCAAUGUUGGUGGCAUCGUACAGGACGUGCAGGCCGCCAUCAACCAUGCGCGGAAGAUCGAGCAGCGUCUGCACAAACUGCAGAAGGAGUCCCUCCAGAAAGGGAAUGCAUGGGAUGCUUGGGUUCGGGAGAUGAGGCUGACCUACGCGAAGGAGCUCGAGCGCCACCGAGGAGAGCAGAAACGACUGGCGGCGGACAUCAGGGAGCUCGAGGAUUUGACCCAUGCCGCGUACGUCAGUGUCCAGCAGGCGGCACUUCACCAACGUGCCGCGGAGAAAGCCGAACCCCCGCCCCUAGAGUGGGAAGAGGCGAUGGAGAUCGACGACGACCUUACAGAGGACCAGACCAGAGCAGAGCUCAGGAGAAUGAUCCAGGCAGCAGAAGUCACGCCGAAGCGUGGGACAGGAGCCCCACCACAUUCCCCGCCACGGAGCUCGGCCUGGCCGGGGACAGAAGAGGCACCCAUGACUGCUGUCACCGAUGUGUACCCUACGCCUCCUGGUCUCGCCGACACGGUUGCCCGGGCAAAUGCUGUCAAUGCGCUGGACCCCCGCACUCCGGUUGCGCCCUCCUCACAUGGACAAAGCGCCUUGGCUGCCAAGCUCUCGGACAAGCGCAGAGCGUGCAGGCAAGCAAUGGCACCAUUUGGGCUGGGCCGGACUGGAACGACGCCAGCGCCGGAUCCUGGGCAAGAGCCUCCUGGUGCCAUGCCUCCGGAGAUUCGCACGGGCCUUAUCCACGACGACCCCGACGAGCUGGCUGCUUCUGGGCCCUUGAAAGACCGCUGGAGGGAUGUGAGUGGAUGGGGACUUCGAUGGGGAAGUCCUCCUCCCCCGGCCCCCUCGGUCAAUGCCGAUCAUGUGAGCAGGUCGUCCUUCGGGUGCCAGGCCUUGCUCAAGUGCCUCAGCUUCUUGCUUUCCUUGGGGCGCCGAGUGGGCAAUAUCAUGGUCUCCGGACUCUUUGCUGCAUGCGUUGAGCUUUGA